AUGCUGCGCCGGGUGCGGCGGUCUCUCCGGCAGGUGCUGUUUCUGAUGGCCCGGAGACCGGCUCUUCUUUGCGGGGCUAUCGUGCUCAGCGUCCUGCUCGUUCUGGCCGUGAAGUUCACAUGCAGGUAAGAGUCAAAAACUGUCAAUAUGAACAGUUUCUGUCCAUAUUCGGGGACUGUAAGCUUGUUUACUUUGUCAGGAGACUAAUGUUUCUGUCGCAGUGUUGUAAACAAGCUUUUAGUGACAUGAACCUUAUUAUCUGUGAAGGGUUAGGGUCUUCAGUUUGUGUGACACAUGAGGAUUAACUCAAACAGGACUGUUGAAACAGACGUUGUCACUGUCUCCAAUACCAGGAUUUUAUGAAGAUUAUAAGUCAGUAAUGUUUAGUAAACAACUCAUAUCAGUGAUCCCACCUGUGAAGGUUACAGCUGCUUACUUUAAAACUGAGCCAACCUGCAGGCAGCUGCUACAUCCUCACCCCUGUCCUGUCAGGACUGAAAAUAUCCAAGAGUUACUGAAGGUUAGAGGAAGUAGCAGUAGGGGAGACCGGGGUAAGUUGAGCCAAAGGGUAAGUUGAGCCACCCCCUGUUGCUUGGCAAUGGUAAAAGAAAUUGAUCAUGUGACCAAAUAUUGAGGAGAUGGACAUCAAUUCGUGGAGUCUGUGAAGGUUAGAAGCACAUUGGUGAAGGGAUUAGACAUUUAUUUACAAAAAAAAAAAAAACACUCUUGAAAGUGAAUUUGGUCUGUCAUAAGUUUUAUUAGAAUUGUAUUUAGACCAAAAAAGAUCAUUUUAAAUUUGUUUUAUACAUCAAUUGUGGUAUCUAUGAGCUACAGCAUGAGGUAAAAAACCUAAUAGUCCACCAUUUUAGUUUAGAGGACUAUUAAAGUCAUCAUUGUAGUUCUGGGGUAACUGAGAACGUAAAGGAGUCUGAUGAGAGGAUCAGAGUUUAAGUUCAGAUUGUAUAAAUAUUUUUAAUGGGCAGCGUCUGCUUCCUCGCUGGGUGAAGCCACUCCGAGAACAGCACCCUCUGUUGAGGGGCUGCAGUAUAGGUCAUAAAUCCCGCCUCCUCCAGCAAUCCCUAUGGAGCUGUGGACAAACUUUAGAAAUUUAUUACACAGAAUAUAAGGCACUGGUUUGUGCUCAAGUCCUCUUUUUUUCUGUGAAGCUCCGUUUUUAAAAGUUAUUAGGGGGUUCAUAUUUUCUAUGAUUGGCACCUGAAACAGCCUAUGGGCGUUCAGGGAUUGCGUAGCUCAUAUGCUGUUUGAGCCGUGCGUCAUCACAGCGACUCUCCAGCCGAAUGCGCACAACGCUACUGCGCAGCGCUGGUUUCAGGAAAAGAAAAAUCCCGGAAAUACUGAGAGCUUUUGGCUUCAAAUCUGUAUACAGGCGGGAGGCGAAACCAAGUUGUCCAUAGUAUAUAUAGUCUAUGGUUCUGAAUCACUUAAAGACAUUCUCAUGUUAAAAGUUUUUUUUUACAGAACAGCUUUUUAGCAGUUAUAUGUAACAAUAAUAAUAAAAAGAAUGAUUGUACCAGUUGAAUACUGUAUAAUAGAUAAAAAUACACAUGAAUAUGAAGAAGUGACUGUUAUUUAGGGAGAGAGAAGGUGAGAGAGGAUACAAGGGGUAAGUUGACAAUAGGAGACCACUUUUUUUGCAUACUGUAUUAUCAAGACAUUUAUGUUUACACUCAUUCUGUUGGUUUGCACACGAGUUAGAGAGAAAACUAUGAUUGACUUGAUGUAGUGAUCUGAAAUGUGAAAAAUGGCUCAUCUUACCCCACUCUCCCCAGCUGUAAAAAUACUCUGUUACUACUCUAAGUCCAUUUGUCAAACUAUCUCAAAGUCUAGGAGAGGAAAACCUGUAAAGGACAGAUUUGACUAUUUUCUGAAACUGAGGGAUGAAACUGAAAUUAGUGGGGAUGUAAAUCUGCUUUCUUGUCGCCUUAAACCAGCUGGGGUUUCAGUUGGUCUUCUGUGAAACAAACAGUGAGGAAAUUUUAAAAAAAUGCUGAUUUCAAGAAGACCCAAAGUCUUGAGGUCAGGGUAUUCAAAAGACGAGAAAAAGAAUAAAGCAGCAACCCAACAAGUACAUUAGAUUUUCAUAAACAUACUAUCAAAACUUCUGUUUAUUUUCACAGUUUGUAAAGAUUUUCUUCCUUCAACAAUCGAAGUGUUUGAGCACUGAAAGCAGCUACUUCCAGCAAAUGUUUACAUCAGCUGAGGAUUGAAAUUUGAGGCAAAUUGUAGACAAAUGAUCUCGGUCACACCCUGCCUUUUACCCAUGGCUGUGUUUCUUCUACUAAGAGUGGAAAGAGUUUCGUUUGAUGCAGGGAAAGUGAUUUUGAUGUGUUAUAAGGUUUUUUCAUUGAGCUUUUCUCACUUUGCAGCCGUGCUAAAAAUGUGGUGGCAGCAGCUCGGCCUCCUGUGCGGUUCUUCUCUGCCGAGGCCCCAGUCGUGGACCUUUAUCUGGGUCAGCUAGACCAGGUAAGAGUCAGACACCUGCUGUUAAUCAGCCUCACUGCUCGGUCAUUAAGUGGUGCCUUGUUUUGAUUAACUUUACAUCAACUUACAGACACAAUCACAUGGCCCGGUUUUAGUCUACAACUGUGAACAUUUUCUCUGCAGGUGGAGCGGAUCAGGAGUGUGGCGGAGGUGUCUCUUAUCUUCUUCUAUGCACCCUGGUGCGCUCACUCCAUGGCCGCCCGGCAGGAAGUGCAGCAAGUAGCCAAGAAGCUGGCCAAACAGGUACAGCACACUUAAUCAAACAACAAGCGCCCUGGAUUGUUUAAAUGCCAAAUAGCAGCUUCUAUUGACAUGCAUGUGAUGUGGACGAGUUUUCAGCAGCAAAGAGAAACUGACUUAAUCUGGUAAAGUAAAACCCUCAUUCUGCUGCAUUAUACCUGGACUAAAACAGAUUUUGAUGGUUUACUGAUCAUCCAGACCCAGUAUUUAAACAAUAAGAGGGCAAAGAAAACUAUUAAAGAGUUAAAACAGAAAAAAAUGAUAAAAAAUUAAGGAUAUCUUUUUCAUCCUAAGAGGCGGUUUGUUUCCCUGCGUACUCAACAACAGCACAGUUGAUUAAAUGGAGUUAGUAAGGCAUUCAUAAGCAAGCUCAGUUGCUCUUUUACUUCCAAGAUGAAACCAAAACUUAAACUGACCUGACCUGGUAUUUUGUGCAUGAAACAGAUCAAACUGACAGUUUCAAGAGGCAAAACAAACAGAUCCAGCAACCGCAGUAUGUUCUGCUGUAGGAUUUGACUCGUUACUUCUAAUUGCAUUUAGUCUAACCUCUUUAUUUGCUUAAAUUUCCAUUAAAAGGCAAUGAUGGCUAUCGUUGGCCGGCAGUGGUGGACAGUAACAGAUGAAAUUUACUUGAGUACUGUACUUAAGUACAGAGUCUGAGGAUUUUUACUCUUACUCCAAUACAUUUCCACUCUUACUCGAGUAAAUUUCUGAGAAGGCUCAUGAGUACUUGUUACUUUUGGUUUCGCUGUUUUGUUUUUUUCUUUCCACUAAAACGCAAUUGGCCACAUGCAGUGUUCGUCAAAGAAGGAAACCUAUCACAGUACACGUUCUCCACUGGGAUGUACGUAAAACUGGAAAUAAACGCUCUCUUGUUUAUCAGCUCAAAACAAAACCGCGGUGGCAAUGGUGGCGGCAGGAGAAGAACGCCACGUUGAAUCCUCAGGCUCAGAGUCUGAACAUGAUGAGCCGGAGUUGAAUGAGGCGGAGGAACUUGAAGAAAACCCGCCUUAUCUGAAGGCUAUGUUCGAGUUUUCAGGAGUAAAUAAGAAAAACGCGGACAGACAAGAAAAAGUACAAUGUGUGUAUGUGUAUGUGUGUGUGUUCAAAUAUUUGAACUUUGGGAGCGACUUUUCCGCGACUCCGUGCCACGACAGCCAAUCUCUUACUUACUCUUACUUUUACUUACUCUUGAAUACUUCAGUACAUUUAAAAGAAAGUACUUUUUUACUCUUACUCGAGUAACGUAUUGACUGGGAUACUCUUACUUGUAGCGGAGUAAAUUUUGACCAGGAGUAUUUGUACUCUUACUCAAGUACUCAGGUCAAGUACUCUGUCCAUCUCUGUUGGCUGGUAAAUGCUGUGCACUAAGACUACAAACUUCUGUUAGUUGUUGGCUGGUGUGAUAAGAAAAUCUCAGUUUUAAGGUAAAUUUCACUGCUUGGUCACUUGCAGGGUUAGUUGAAGUUAACUAAGUAAGGAAGUAACCCACCACCAGCACUCUGCAUCAUUCCCGUUUCCAGAAAGUUCUGUUUGUCUGAUUCGUUUUAGACCUCAUCUGGAAUGAAAAUGACACAAAAUCACUGAGAGGUAUCCGACACUAACCCCUGAAACUGUUUUGUUUGUUACGCUCCGUUUCUUUAUUUCUCGUACAAACACAGGUGCAGUUUGUGGCUGUUAACUGUUGGUGGAGUCUGGGGAAAUGCAGGAAGCAGAACCGCUUCUAUCAGUACCCGAUCAUCCACCUGUUUUAUAGAAGGUGAGACCGAGAACUCACAAAGCCAUCUGAAGUUUUUUCAACUGAAAAGUAAACAAUGACUAAAAAGGUGACAAACUGGAACCUCUAAAUCUUUGUGUUAUAGCCCCUGACGUAAAGAGCUGUGACAUCAGUUACACUCUUUUAACUAUUUCAGCCUCUAACAUAAAGUAAGGGCUCAUCUCAUUUAUCCAUUAUGUGUUUAUUCUUAUACUUUCUAUGCUGCAGGUUCGGGCCCAUCAAGUACAAAGGUCCAUUUGUGGCUCCUUAUGUGGAAAAUUUCAUCCUCCGAGUCAUCACACCGCUUACUUACCUCCCAUCUAGAGCCACUCUUCAGGAGUUCCUCUCGUACCACGAGGUAAAAUAACGGCGGCGAGUGAGCUGUCUUUAGAUUAAGUGCGAUUUUCUGAUAUAUUUUAAUUUUCUGUGUCUCUUUUGUAUUCCUAGUCUCGAGUGGUGGGUUUCUUCCAGUUUAACUCCUCUCCUCAGCCACCGGGGUACAUCACAUAUUUGUCCUCUGCCCUGCAGGCCCUAAAAAGAGGUGAGGCAUGAACAUUCAGACUCUGAACUGUGGAAUAUUAAUACUGAAUUAGAUAUCUUUAGUUUUCAUAAUAAAGGUGACUGAAGCUGGAUUGGUAGUUACUAAGGCUGCACGAUAUUGGAAAAAAAUAAUAUUGCGAUUUUUUUCAACCCUGCGAUAUAUAUUGCGAUAUUAAAAAUAUAGGAAUUUUCACCAGAUGACCUGAAUAGCAUUUAAUGUAAUGCUGCACUGCUGAAGUCUUGAGGACAGUUAACCUGCUCUGAUCUUACCUCUUUUUGUGAAUGUUAGAAUGGCUUCUGUCUGUCUCAGAGAUAUUUUUAGGUUUUAUUGUUCUGGGACGUUAUUGUGGCAACAGAUUAACACAGAACACGUGUUUUGGUCAACAUCAUCCUUCUUUUAACCGAAAUGAUUCCAGAUAACUGACUUUCCUUUUCUUUUUGGCAACAAAUUUCCAUUUUCGGUGUUUUUUUCUUGUUCGUUGCUCAUUUUGCGAUCGUUGUUGUUAGCGGUGUUGUGCCGAGAAACGCAUGUCCUCCGAGAAUUGCAUGCACCUCGCAAAACGUGCACCGCUUAUAGUAGAGUGGUCCACGGAAAUGUACAAUUUAAAACCCAUACAGUUCUUAUUUGUUGGGCUUAACAGUCAUGAGUAAAGUUCCGAAAGUAAUUCUCAGCGGACACGUGUCUCCCUCCAUGUGCAGAACAUGUGCAGGGGUGGGUUUCCUCCUCUCUGAUUUUGAUUGACAGCUGACAGGGUAGUCUGAUUGGCAACUGAGAACUGAGUCUGAUUGGCAACUGAGUUAAGGAUGAAGGUGAUUGGUGGAUCGCUGCACACACGUACAUCGUGAUGACGAUAUUCAAACGAUAUAUUGUGCAGGCCUAGUAGUUACCUGAUGUUUCUGUGUGUCGUGUGCGCUCCUCCUGGAUUGUUUGUCUAAUGGGGAGUGGCUUUGUCUCUUUGAAUUGUAAAUAGUAGAAUCGCAGUUUCCUGGAGUCAAAAGGCAUUUAACUUUGUGUGUGAUCCUGUUUUCAUCUCACUGCGAAUGUCAUCCAGUGUGAAUCUGAUAGCUGAUAACUGCACAGCUAUAAGUGUUUGUGUGUUUUAUGUAAAAAUGUGUGUAACUCUUCAUUCGCCUCGGGCUGCCAAAUGAAGCGCGUUAGCUCAGCGGUCACAGACAGACCUUGGUGUUCAAAGUCAGCUUCAUAUUCAUGCAGACUCUUCUAUCUUGCAUCUUUCUUUCCCCGUUGGAAGCAUCAUCAGAUACAGAGUAAAAGAAGGCAGAAGUUCAGCUGCUUUUCAGCCGUCAGUUCUGACUCUCUCUGUCUCCGGUGCAGAUUUCCGUGGUGCUAUACGUUUUGGGGUCGUGACCAACAAACAGGUUGCGGAGGCCAUCUCGCUGAAAGAAGAUGAAACUGUUUAUCUUUAUAGAAGAUUAAACUCUUCUUUGGUAAGUGAGUUCACCUGGUAUAUGCAUGUAUUUGCAGUAUACGCAUGCAUGGACAAAAAUAAAAUACGAGGCCGCCCUGACACGGUGUUUCAUGUUUCCCCUCAUUAGAUUUUCCCUCGAAGGGAACGUAACUUCACAUCAGAGGCCAUCUGUAGCUGGGUGUUCGAACACCAUGAGACCGUCCUGCACUGGCUGCAGCCUCCGGGCACAAAGUCCCGCCUCCUGGAGCAAGAGCUGACUAAAGGGCCGGCAUUGCUGCUGUUCCUGCCUCACAAUCCUCUUGCCUUACAGCCCAGUCCAGUUCUACAGCAGGUAAGACCAUUCCAGAUUUUAUCGGAGACAUCUUUCCUCAUUCGUUGUCUUGACUUUCGUAGGAUUAUGUUAUACUGCCACACUCUGGGUAGUUUGUUUGUCUUUACCUUUGCGUAUCCCUUUCUGUGUCUUGUGGUGUGCCACAGGGGUCUAUUUUAGGUCCCCUGUUGUUUUCUAAUAACUCAAAUGUAAGACCGAUUCAGUGUUUAUGCAUCAAAUGAACACGUAGAAACAUUUUUAUACCCCCUCUGAUCUUUAGAAACAUGGAUUAAAAUGUAUUGGGUUUUGUCUUUUAUAGCGUCGCGUGUCUGACUUUUACUUAUCCUUGUACCUCCCUGGAAAUGCAGUAUGUUUUUAUUCCAGUGUUUGAAUUGUCUUACUGUAUUCUAGUUUAUUUUUAUCCUCUGAUAAUGUUUUCCUCCUUGCCGUUUUAAAUUGUCUUGCGAUUCCUCGUUGUAGUUUUUUUCUUUGAGCUUUACUCUUAUUAAAAAACCCGAAUUUCCUCAUCAUUGGUAGAUGCCGUGUGCGACACAGUGUGUGAAGCUCAACUUUUAUGCUGCUGACUCUUUAUUUCUAAGACUUGGUGAUAGCAGAAACUUUCAUUCAUUUCAUUGUUUUUGAAAGAUUUGGGAUUUUUCAUCAUUUCCCUGUGCCUGAUGCUGAACUUUGACUCUGCUCUGAGUGUUUUUCUUCUCCUCUCACGUCAUCACUCCCACUGUCAACACACCUGUAGCAUAAAACCUGGAUGUCCGAUUUUCUUGCAGCCUCAGUUUUGAUUCCUUAGCCAAGAGGUCUUCUCAUUCCUGUCUUAAAAUCUUAAGAAGAUCUUUAAGGAAUAUGCUAAACAGGAACUUUUCAGUCAGCUGCUGAACUUCCUCUGAUGCCACCAUGUUCUACCUGCUUAUAAAACCAACGUCUGAUCAAAUCUGUCCGUCCCCUCCCCUUUUAUACACACCGGUUCCUUCAUUUGUCAAAAACAGGUCUUCAAAUCAGUUGUCGUUUCAGAUUUGAGUACUUAAUAUUUUAGCCUUUUCUUGUGAUUGCAGUCCUGUUUGAAUACCAUCCUUGUUUCCUUCUUUCAGGUUGCAGACAUUGCUGUCCGUUAUCAUUCCUGCGGCAACAAUACCCACUCCAGCUCGGACGACAGCCUCACCUCCCACUCACCGUGCUGCCAGUCGGUUCUUCUCUCAGAGUCCAGCUCAAAUGUGUGCGAGGUGUGCCUCAGCUUGUCACGACUGAGCCUUACCAGCUCUCCUGCACGCUGCUUGUUCCCCUCAACGGCUCAGGAAGGAGAUUUGUUGCAGCCUCGUAUCAGACACUGCUGCCUGCACCAUCUCCCUGCUCCCGUGUCCAUAAAAACCGCCAUGGCUUGCACAAACUUUUUGGACAGCUACAGCCCGUUCAAACAAUACAGUGCCUGCUGCAGAACAGUGGAACCUCAACUCAACAACGAAUCACAAGCCAAAGAGGAGUCAGACGUACGAAGAGUUCCCCUCACGCCUCAUCCCACGUCCGUCCCUCCGUCUUCCGUCCCUCUGCAGGACGGAGACGGCUUCACAGGGCUACGGUGUCAGACAAACAGGACGCUCAGGUUUUAUGUUCUGGAUCUUGCUCUGAACUGGCCUCUGGCAGAGAGACUGGGGGCAACACACAACAGAAGUGCUUCUCUACACCGGGAGGAAGGCGCGCAAGGCGAUGGGAGCGGCGACGGUUCGUUUGCAGCCAUCGUGAACCUGAAGGAUGAGGUUCAUUACGUUCUGCAUCGCAGCCCGGCGGCCACGCUGACUGAAUCUCUGGGUAAGACUCAGGUCCUUUGUCAUCUGUAUGUGAGCUUUCCUGUAGAGGUCGAUGAUAUGACAGAUAUUAGUCAUGCAGGGCUUGACAUUGCGACCAUUUCACUCCAAACAGAUGUGUGCGAAUUGUACAAUAUAUUUAGGGGAACAUGUGCGCAUAAAAAACUCAGCCGAGGCAACAAAUGUUUUUUCAUGCAAAUACUACGGUGAAGUUAGUUUUAGGUUGGAUAUCCGACGGACAUUAACCACGGAUCUAUGGGUGUCUUCUUACUCUCCACAACCAGGAAUGUCAACAGCAGCACUUUUAAAUCUACUCGGCACCCUCGCUGUCAAUGUCGGGUGUUGAAUAAGCGACUAUCAAUAAAUUACUGGUUGAUGUUCUCAAAAAAGGCUGUUUCCCUUUAACAGCUGACUAACGGCUCAUUUUCUGAUUUCUGUUGUCCUCAGCUCAAGUGAAAAUGGGAUAAAUAGGUAGCGACAGUUUGAUCUGGUUUAAACUUUUGCGUCUGUAGAAAGUUUCGUGACCCGGAAGUGAACCUUACUCAGACAGAUGAGACACAGAUUCUGCUCCUCUCCUCUUUUACAACAAUGCAGAUUAGUUUUCAUGAAAAUACCCCUCAGUUUAGCUCCACACUCACUUUGUUUGGUCAUGUUCAUGUAUUCAUGUCUUCUCUGCUUGUUGUUUGCGGUCUCUUUCUUUCCUGCUUUUCUUUUUUUGGACACAUAACCCCCAAAAUCAAACAAAUCAUCACAGUCCAGACAAAAGUUGUUUCUUUUGAGUCUGUUCAACAGUCCUGCUUUCUUUGUGUGUCUUUCUGACCUUUUCCUUCUGAUAUUUCCUGGAAACCUUCCUGGUGCCCAUGAGUACAAAUGUAAUCCAGUGCAAAACUGUCCAUCAUAUCAAAAACUGUCUCGGUAGAAAGAGACGUGUAGGAAGAGGAAGAAAUCCAGCGUUAAACUGAAGUCCUCCGUUAGUCGCGUAGUUCUUUCUUUUAGAUACGCAACCUGUUAUCCGGUGGUAAAUGCACAAAGUUGCUGAAUCCGGUCCAGAUUUCUGUAUCAUAGAGUCACAUCUUUUUGGUUGAAGUCUGUGUCAUGUGAUCCUGACAGCAGCUCUUUGUCCUGUUUGUGUUGGUGUCUCAUUAAAGAGGCCUUCAUCAGGAACUUCAGCGCUCCAUACAGCCUGCUGCAGAGGCAUUUAGUGGGAGAAGGCAGAAAAGGAGAGGAAGCGGAGACUGGCCGUCCGGAUCAGCACCAGCAGCAAACAACCAGACCCCUCCUCAUCGCAGAGCUGACCACUUCCUCCUUCCUGCCCUCCGUCAUGGACAUUCAGAAGGUAACUGCUUUCACAAAACCUGAUUCACAACACUUUAAUUUAAUCGAAGUUCAAGCACGUCCAAAACUAGAUUAUGAAGGAAUGAAGAGUGAGCUUCAAAAAUCUGAACAUGUGUUUUGUCCUGCAGGAUGUGCUGCUGUUCUACUACACUCAGUGGUGUGGAUUCUGCUCUGCUCUCAACCACAUCAUCAUCCAGCUGGCCAGAUUACUGCAGGGAAACAGCAGCAUCACUGUGGCCAGGUACACCAGCUUUUAGCAGUUAUUAGUUUUAUUCUGUUAAAUCAUCAUUUUAUACCGACUUUAAUAUCGGUCAUCUCAAGAGAUUACGUCACGAUCAUUAGUGAACGUCUGCAUGUUUUGUGUUUAGGGUGAAUGUUGCGCGUAACGACCUUCCGUGGGAGUUCAUGGUGGAUCACGUUCCCUCCAUCCUCCUCUUUCCAAAGUACAGGUAAGAACGACGCCACAUGCAUCUAUGAUAUUUCAGUUUGUGUAAAUUUGGCGCCCCCUGUGGACAAAUUAGUGUUUGCUUUACAUCACAGGGACAAAUAUUUGAAGACAUAAGCACACAAUUGAGAAAAAGUAAUUUAACAAUAAGCCUGGGUGAUUAUAUGAUAGUGAUUAAUGAUCGUGAUAAAUUUCAGUUUGAUCACGGUGAUCAGCAGUGAGCAUAUUUACUCGAUGAAACAUAGCGGAAAUGUGCGUGACAACAGCCAAUCAGAGGCGAGCUUUUCCUGCUCACUUCAGUUUAACACGGAGCUGAGGGCAGCAGGAUAGAUGUCAGCCGUGACUUUGAGUCAUCCUCCAAAGAUGUCAUUGUUGAGAAGGAAAGUUAUUCAGCGUCGGUUGUGUGGCGGUGGUUCGGGUAUCUCCAAAGUGAUGUUGAGCAAUUUAGCCGACGUGCAAGUUAUGUUGGCUGUUGGUGCCCUCAAAAACCAGCAACACAACAAAAUAAUAAUCAAGAUCAGACAUUCAUUUUCUUCCGCCCAGACGGCCCUCACCCCAGCCACUUCCACCAGCUCCUCCAGGGGGAUUCCCAGGCCAGGCAAGAGAUAUAAUCCCUUCACCUGGUCCUGGGCCGGCCACGAGGUCUCCUCCUGGUGGGACAUGUCUGGAACACCUCUAACGGGAGGCAUCCAGAAGGCAUCCUAACCAGAUGCCCGAGCCACCUCAGCUGACUCCUCUCGACGUGGAGGAGCAGCGGUUCUACUCUGAGCGCCUCCUGAGUGUCCAAGCUCCUUACCCUAUCUCUAAGGCUGAGCCCGGCCCCCCUGCUGAGGAAACCCAUUUCAGCCGCUUGUAUCCGCCAUCUCGUUCUUUCGGUCAUUACCCAGAGUUCAUGACCAUAGAUGAGGGUCGGCACGUAGAUCGACCGGUAAAUCAUGAGUCUCGCCUUACGGCUCAGCUCUUUCUUCACCACAACAGAUCGGUUAAGAGUCCACAUCACUGCUGACGCCGCUCCGAUCCGCCUGUCGAGAUUGGACGAUAUGACAAAAUAUAUUGCGAUCAAUUUAUUUGCCAAAUCGCCCAGUCCUACUUAACAUAAUUUUGAUUUAAUUUAAGCAGAAAUAUUCUAACUCAUUCUUUUUGAUUCUUUGUUUGUUUUUUGGUUUGAAGGAAACAUUUAAGCGUGAAGUUUCCUGAAGACCUGCCCAUCACCUUACCCAACCUCCUGCACUUCCUGCUGCAGCACUCUGGCUCUGUGCAGUACACAGACAAACCAGCGACAGCCCCCGGCGAGGCCGAGGGCCCGGGAGCAAACGCCGUCCUUCGAGCAGAGUUUAUUGCUCUCCAGCGCGAGGUCCAAGCGCUUCAUCACGCCCGUAAAUGUCUCUCCCAACAGCUGGCGCAGCUGUGGCGUGAAAACCGCAGACUAGCGUUUGACGUUCACAGCUUGGAAGCGCAGAACGCCGAGCUGCAGCGGGAGAGGCAGAGCUUGGAGGAGCAGCAUCGGGAGAAGAGCCGGCAGCUCAGGGAGGCGGUGGGGCGUCUGCAGGAGCUGGCAGAAACCUCUGAAAGCCUGCUGAACGAGAACACCCUGCUCAGGGUCCUGCUGAGGGUGCUGAAGGACAGGACAGAAGCGAAAGAGCAGGCAGAGGUGGAGAGGAAAGAGGCGCAACAGAAAAGCAGCCAUAUGGCCUCCUGA
Messenger RNA from Xyrichtys novacula (pearly razorfish), 12068 nucleotides. NCBI's taxonomy places the organism in Eukaryota, Metazoa, Chordata, Actinopteri, Labriformes, Labridae. The record is from the annotation of a GenBank genome assembly.